Messenger RNA from Oncorhynchus tshawytscha (Chinook salmon), 5668 nucleotides. Its product is annotated as ataxin-7-like protein 1. The record is from RefSeq and is a predicted model, not a curated record. The transcript is spliced from 12 exons. NCBI's taxonomy places the organism in Eukaryota, Metazoa, Chordata, Actinopteri, Salmoniformes, Salmonidae. The coding region runs from base 650 to 2452 and encodes 600 amino acids.
GUGACGUCAGGUGCCUCGCUAGUCUCGUUUAGUUUACUGCGAAGUAGAUGGAAAAAAAAUCAAGCAACAAGAAGGAAGUGCAAUGGCGACAUUGAUUCGCCAACUACCAAAUCCGGAUACGUUCCUGUGUAAACCUUGGUCAACUUUUAUCAGCGCAGCAAAAUUACACUAUUCUGACAACUCACUCGUCGAAAACCGCUUGAAAGAGCUGUACCACAACUGGGAAGGAACUAAAUUCAGCAAAGAAGAGAUGCACGUGUUUGGCCAGUUUCCCAACCAGGAGGAUUUCUGUCUCGUCGUCUGCCAUGUUUGCAACCAAGUGGUCAAACCCCAGGGCAUCCUCACCCACUACGGUGUCUGGGGAGUAGAGUCCCAGUGAGGCAGAGAGAGUAAAGGACCUCCCCACCUUCCUCACUCCCCCCCAGCCCCCCACCUCCCUCAAAGACAUGCAUAGCCAGAACCAGCGUCGGCACGGCUCCCCGUGUCCCUCCAGGGGUCCAGUGGUCUCUCUGAAGCCCAAUGUGGCAGUGUCCCCCACCCCGGGUCCUACUCCCCCUCUGCCCUUCAGGGUCCCCAGAGACUACCCCCACUCCCGCUUCAACAAGGCCCCGCUCGCUGUCUACCCUCCCAAGGGUGUCCGCAGCAAGACAUGUGUGUCGUUGCCAGUAGUGAGUCUGGAGAAGAUGCCAUGUCUGGGCCGGGCAGAGAGGGGAACACACGUCAGAGUCAACUGCUUUUCUUCCUCCUGCUCCUCUCCCUCCUCCCUCAAACCCUCCCUGAUCCCCCCAGCUCCCCUCAGGGGGUCUCGGGAAAAGCUGGUGAACGGCCGCGGGCCAACCACCCCUUGCUCCACCACAACACCCCCCAGCCCGGCUCGCUCUCCCCUGGACAAACGACCCUCCUCUACCCCCUCACCCUCCCCCUGAAUCACCGCAGACCCUCUCCCUCCCCCCUGGACAGGAAACAGCAGAAUGGAACCAAGACCCCCAGGCCUCAUAGGAGACUGUCAGGGAGGGUGUUUGACCCGAACAAGCACUGUGGAGUCCAAGACCCAGAGAGCAAACGGUCCUGCACGCGAUCACUCACCUGCAAGACUCACUCCCUGAUCCACCGACGGGCCGUCCCAGGCAGGCAGAAAGAGUUUGAUAUCCUCCUGGCGGAACACAAGGGCAGAGCGAAGGAGAAAGAUAAGGAGGGGGCGAAGGAGAAAGAUAAGGCGGGAGGGCAGAGGAGGGAGUCACAGGGAGGCAGUCAGAGCACCCGUGCCAAUGAUACUACCCCCUCCACCCUGCCCCCCCACUGCCACAAUGGCAGAACUGUCUCCACUCUCAAACUGCGGCUGGCUAAUGCACACAGACCCAGGGUACCCGGUAGUGGGGGUGCUGCUGUCCUAUCCUCCACCCCCGUUCCCCCAGGCUCAACACAGGACCCCCCAGUCCCCGUCUGGCAGAGGGCAGGAGGGGACAGGGACGGUCGUCUGUCCAGUGAUGAGGGCGACCCAGGAACACCAGAUGGCCCUGACAGAGACGAUGACCGACCAUCCUGCCACUACUCCCCUCACCACCCUCGACCACUGGGGUGCUGUGCGUUCAGCAGCAGGCUGAUGGGGCGUGGUCACUAUGUGUUUGAUCGGCGGUGGGACAGGAUGAGGCUGGCGUUACACUGCAUGGUGGAGAAACAUGUCAACGCUCAGAUGUGGAGAAAGGUGCCCCUUGCUGCUGAGAGCCCUCUCUCCCUCGGGAGCCCUUCUAUCAUCACUCCCUCCCCCAGCCCUCUCAGCCCUCCUCCCCCCCUCUCCUUCCCUCCCUCCACCAACGGAGCCUUCUCCCUUGGGCCCUACACCACAGCCUUUCCCCAGGAUGCAUCAGCAGCAGGGUUGUUUGGCAUCAGGGACCCCUCCCAGCCCGUGGCCCCUGUCUCCGCCCUAGGGAAACCCCGUAAUGGCACUACCACCAAACCCAUCAGGCCCCCAGGGGCCAAUGGUGGCGCGGCCAAGAAGAGGAGGACCACCCGUCCACCUAGUUCUGACACUCUCAGGGGGAACAACAGCAGCUACCACACUCUGACUCCCACCCCCAUGCUCAGCUCUGGCGUGCCCCCCAUUAGUGGUAGGAGAAAGACCUUAGGACACAGUGCCAGGGAGGUUGGGGUCAGGGCUGAGGACUGGUACUCCAACCCUGACCAAACCACCACCACACCCUACCCCCUCACUAAGGACCACCCCAGCCCUUCACCCCUUACUCCCAGCUCCCUUCCUCCUCCCAGCCCCCUGGCCUACGGAGGAGGGGUGGAGGGGAGAAAGAGGAGGAGCCCCAGUGCAUAUGGAGGAGGAGGAAAGCCCAGUAAGGUGACCAAAGCAGCAGCAGGGCUGGAUGGCAUCUUCAGGAGGAACAGCACUGGACUUCUGGCCUCAGGCCCCGAGUCACCUCGACAGUCCAAGUUGCAUCAUUGACAAUAACAGGAGACAUGUACAGAAUGUUGGGCAGCUGGACUAGUAUCUGUGACCUUUGACCGAAUGUCAGUACCACAGGGCCCUGCCCUGUUAACAGUGGUGUCACUCAGCUCUGCACCUGUACCCAUGAGGGAUUCUGGGACUUGGAGUCAUUGGUGUGUCAGAAUGAUUUGGCUCCUCCUCUCACACUGCCCAUCCCAUAUUAGGAUGUGCGGUCCCUCCCCACAAUCCCGCCCACUCAUUGAUCAUCCAAUGGGCGGUUCUGCAGAGGUAGUCUCCAUGGUUCCAGGGUGAAGCACUCAAAUCAAGACACUCAUCAUCACAAACUGCCCUCUGAAAAGGGAACCUGCUUUAGGUUGGCAUCUUUAUCACAGCUCUACAUGCAUUUAGACAUUUUGUUGUUGUAGCUUCCCGUUCCUGUGUGGUCAGGUGACCAGGAAGGAAUUCCCAUGUCCAAAAACUUCCUCAGCCAGACCUCCACUCCUCACCACACACACCCUUCUCUCCAGCAUGCCAGAGUUCAAAGUGCACUUACUCUCCUCCUCCUGGACUCCAGAGGCUACACAACAACCUGUCUGUCACACAAGGGAAGACUUAAUACCGACACUUUUUCAUGAAAUGUCUUUCAAAAAAGGAAGAAUUCAGGUUAUCGAGGAUUGUUUUUAUUCUUCGUCUCAAAUGUUGCAACACAGAGAGGACCUACACCCUAAAUGGAAAAAUGAUGGUGUUGGAUUUUUUUAAAUGUAUAAUAAUUUAUAAUUUCUUAAUUUUCUUACUGACCAGAGUAGAGCUACAGACAUUGAGCAAAAUUAUAUUUGUAUGUCAAUUUUUAAACAGUAUUAUUAUUAUCAUAGUUAUUGUUGAAAUGUGUACGUACGUAUAUUUUAUUAUUUUUUAUAUUUAUUAUAAGCCUCCUAUUACUAAAAGAACUCUAGCUAAAGUGUUUUAACCGCUUGGUGACUUGUAUUUUUAAGGGUCCUUUUUGCAGGCGGUUCUCCCUUUUCACACUUCUUCCAAUGUUUCUACCUUUCAACAUGGCUUCUCUUCCACUGGUCUCUGACAGACGUGCUUGAUUUGAAAUGUACAUUACAGAAAUGUACAUAUGGCACUAGCCAACUCCUUUUAAUACCUCUGGUUCCACUGCAGUGACAUGGGCUGCAUCUCAAUAGUCUAAUCUUCUCCUCCUCUCCUCCUUUGUCUUUCCGGAUCUGAAAACGAAGGUGGCGUUUUAGAGCAAUGUGGUGGUUGCCAGACAGGAAUUUGACUUCCGUCUCGAGAGUUCUUGUGACAGGAAGUUACUUUAGGUUAUUUAGAUGCGUUUUUCAGAACAGCGGUAGCGCCCCUACUGGUUCCAUACAUGGGGAUGUUCAGUGGUUGCCUGAAGGAAGAACAAGGCUUUCUCAGAUACUCUCUUUUGCACUUUUUCCUCAUAUGCCCAGAUCGUUAAUCUACUUCUAUUUCUAUAGAUAUUUGCUGCCCACCAAGUAUGAACUCUGGGGUGGGAAGAAACGCACAAUAAAAACAACUUUUUAUUUGAUUUGAUUUGUAAUGAAUUUGGAAAAUGUUCUUUCAUUUUCUUUCGCUUUGAAAAUGUUGACGGUUUUGUAGAUCGGAAGGAUAAACACAUCUAAUGUAUUCCCUUUUUAGAUGGAAUUGUAAGGCUGCAAAAUGCGACGACUGUGCAAGGGGCGUGUCGACUUUCACUAGGCACUGUAUAUAUUUGUAAAGGUGUUUUGUCAACAACAGUAAAUUUGAAGACUAGGCCUGUAUUCCUUGUGACUUCAAUCCCCUUUAUAAACCAGUGUACUUUAGGCUACAGUGUAGGGCAGGGGUACUCAACUCUUACCCCAUGAGGUCUGGAGCCUGCUGGUUUUCUGUUCUACCUGAUCAUUAAUUGCACACACCUGGUGUCCCAGGUCUAAAUCAGUCCCCAAUUUAGAUGGGAACAAUGAAAAAAUGCAUUGGAACUGACUUUGAGGUCCAGAGUUUGAAAUUUAUAGGCUAUCUGAAUCUCAGACAAGGUUAUUAUUAUUUUUUUUUAAACAAUUUUACUGAAUGUGUCUCCAUGGCUAAGGGAAAUCACAAACACUGUAGGUCUGCAUGGUCCAGGGGGAGGGGCUGGGAAAAGUAGGUACAGUGGGGGAAUGUUUCUAUGCCUGCCGUUUUGUCUUCAGACCCUGCCUCUGCAGCAGUGCACUCUCUUCCAAGUCCUUAGGCCCUCGCCUGCAGCACUCUAUAUUUCUAGAAGUUCUCAUAGGUGAAAGUAUUGGCUCUUUUCACCAUCUCGGAUGACCUCCGACACACUCAAAUGACUCAUGCUCGCUUUCUGCUAGUGGUCAAUGUCGAUGGCAUGUAACUUGUCCCAAAAUAGUAAUAGACCUACAGAAUACAUAUCAGUUUAUAACUCAUCAAUUACAAGUUACUGUUCGAUCACUGAAAAUGUGUGCACUACUGAUUGGUCAGGUCUGGAGCCACCAAUGCCCCUCUCCAGUCAUUUAGGUAAGCAAACGGCACGUGACUGACUAGGUAUUAUUCCUGAAUGUUAACUUUGCUUCUCCUCUCCUCGCUAUUUUUUACUGAGUGUGGAACAGCAGAUAAGCAGUCUAAUUGAACUCGUGUCCUCGCUCCUUGUCUUCUCAAAACCUGUUGGAUGAGAAAGCCAGAGGUCCCGCCCAUUCUGACCUUCUCCUCCAAUGGGUUUCGAUAAUGACGGCAAGAGAGAGGACAUGAGGAGUAUGCAAUUGAGGUCUUCCCUACGUGUUGGUCUGAAAUGGCACGCUGUUCCCUGUAGUGCACUACUUUUGACCAAUGCCCUAAUAUGUGUGCCCUGAUCAAACCAAAGGCACUGUAUCGGGGAAAUACAGAGCCUAAGUAGUGCACUAUAGAGAAUGACGUAGACUUGAGUAGACUAGUGGUUCAGUGCAGUCUCCUCACUAACCCAGGACAUGGAUGUCUCUCUGUAAGUAAGGCCUUAUUUUUGUAUUCACUGUAAAUAAAGCAGAAACAGGUUCUUGUUGAGCUCUUACUAUGAAAUAGUCACUGGUUCACCUUAUCAGUCUGUGGUGGCGUCCAUCAUGUGCAUUCUACUCCUGGGUGACUCUUUUAUCCUGUUGUCCCCAUGGUGUUAUCAACACAUUUAGAUGUGUAUUUUCAGGUUUGACAAUGUUUUGGAUUAAAAAAAAAUAUAUAUAUAUAUAAAAUAUUUUUUCUACCUGC